GACUCCCAGCUAAACUUAAACAAGGAGGGGAGUAUCACACCUCCAAAUCCCGCUUUCUAGUUGCAAGUUUCUUUUACUUUCCACAUAGUGCCAUGCUUGAUUCCGAAGAAGACGACUAUGAAUGCCCCCUUUGUAUGGAGGAACUUGAUAUUGCUGAUCGCAAUUUCAAGCCUUGUACCUGUGGCUAUCAGAUCUGUCGGUUUUGUUGGCACCACAUCAAAGAGAAUUUGAAUGGGAGAUGCCCAGCUUGUCGACGAGAAUAUUCUGAUCAAAUGGCCGAGUUUGAGCCAAUCAGUUCCGACGAAAUCGCUCGUAUUAAACGUGAAAAGAAGGAAAAGGAACGACAACAAAAAGAUAUGGAAGCGGCAAAUCGACGUCAUCUUGCGAAUAUGCGUGUUGUACAAAAGAAUUUGGUUUACAUUAUUGGCUUACAUCCAAAACUUGCCACUGAAGACGUAAUACGGUCGAAUGAUUUCUUUGGUCAAUUUGGUAAAAUUGCAAAGGUGGUAAUCAACAAGCGACCGGUAGCGCCAACGGCAACUGCUACAGGUGCAACGACAAUGCAACCAAGCGCGGCAAUCUAUGUGACCUACCAGCGCAAGGAGGAUGCUGCCAAAGCAAUACACGGUGUUGAUGGAACGGUGAUGGCUGGGCGGAUAUUAAGAGCGUCGUAUGGUACAACCAAAUAUUGCACGUAUUACUUACGAAACAUGACAUGUCCAAAUCCCACGUGUUUGUAUCUGCAUGAACCUGGGGAAGAAGCGGAUACCAUCUCCAAGGAAGAAUUGGCGACUGGAAAACAUCGUAUGCGGGAUCAAAUGUCGUCAGAUGCCGAACACCGAACUCACAUCAGCAACACACAUUCAUCCAGCUCUAUAUCUAGCAGCGACAUGGGUGGUAGUGGUAGUGGUUCUUCGAGCACUGCACGAAAACCGGCAACGCUGGAGUCCGUGGCCACAAUAUCGUACAAAAGCAGUCGUCCAGAUCCAUCCCACCCCAAAGCAACAUCGGUGAGCGCGAGCGAUCAUGUUGUUGACGAUGACAGACCAGCGUUGCCGGCAACAGCAUCUUGGGCAAAGGCGGGAAGUGGCCCAUCCACGCCAAUCUUAAGGUCAGCAGGUGUCCUUCCAGAACGAUCCUUGACGCCUGAUAACUUUGGUCCACCAUUAGCUGUAGCUGUGGCCGCGGCUGCUGCUCAAAAGCAACAACAGCAGGCUGCUAAUGCAGCUAAGCGAAAACAGGAUAAGAAGAAGCGCAAGGAACAGCAGCAAUUGCAACAACAACAACAACAACAACAGCAGCAGCAGCAACAACAGUUACUCAAUCAAAAGAGCGAGAGCAGUAGCGGAUCUCGUCCUGCAACGCCAUCUACUGCCACAGAGCCUGAUCUGGUGACCGUUGCCGGCAACGGAGAGGAGUUUGGCGACUUGUUACGAACGGACAAUACUAGUAAUACUCCUACUACUGCCACCAAUAAGAUGGCAGCACGGUACGGCUAUGAUGGCCUGAUUGGAUUUGUUCUGGGUGAAGCGCUUGGCGAGGUACUGCCAACCCAUGACAAAGCAAAUGAGGAUGGCGAGGAUGCACCUGUUGGCGUGAGCGCAUUGCAUGAAGACGGUGAACAAGCACCCCCUCUCAGCAGAAAUGGUGAUUUCGACGAAGAGGAGGAUGACGAUAAGCUCACAAUGAGUCCAUUGGAAUUCCUCACCAACGCGACACCUACUCACACUUAUACCGGCACAUUCAAUCCUUUCACCCAUCAGAUAUUGCGUUCCUCGGGAAGCUUAUUUGAGACGCCUAUGCGGAAAUGCUCUCGCUUUGGAUUUGCUCAAAUAUAGAACUCCUUUUCCUCGUUCAAGGUCUCCCAUCCCUCCCAUCUGUCUUUUUAUAUACACACACACACACACACUCUCUCUCUAUCUUCCUUUUUCUUUUUGAUAUAGCAUUACAUAAAAAAGUAUAUCUUUCUCUCCAAAGAUAAUAUAGUGAAAAAUAUACACA
Molecule: messenger RNA, 2001 nt
Organism: Zychaea mexicana
Lineage: Eukaryota; Fungi; Mucoromycota; Mucoromycetes; Mucorales; Lichtheimiaceae
Exons: 7
Coding region: 93-1838 (581 amino acids)
Biological process (GO): protein ubiquitination
Cellular component (GO): CCR4-NOT complex
Molecular function (GO): ubiquitin-protein transferase activity; metal ion binding; RNA binding
Source: RefSeq, a predicted model, not a curated record